This is a messenger RNA of Populus euphratica (Euphrates poplar), 1013 nucleotides long. RefSeq names its product somatic embryogenesis receptor kinase 1-like. Lineage: Eukaryota; Viridiplantae; Streptophyta; Magnoliopsida; Malpighiales; Salicaceae. The transcript is spliced from 7 exons. The record is from RefSeq and is a predicted model, not a curated record. Bases 245 to 898 code for a protein of 217 amino acids.
GAGAUAGACCCACUUCAUAAAAACUUUGCAGUGGAGAAAAUUGUUUCCCUUUAUUUAUUUUUUUCUUAAUGCACAGUAACCAAACUCUUUUAUGAGCUCUAUAAAUUCCCCGACAAAUGCUGUUUCCCUUGUGCUUCCAUUCUUUAUACAAACUUACUGAACUCUUUACUCUCUCUCCCCCCCCAUCAACCUGUAAAAGUGCCAUAAGCAUCUUGACUCUUUACCCAGGCCUAAAGUUCCCUAAAUGGCAAGCUGUGCUGUGUUACAGCUUCUCGUUCUUGUUCUUCCAUCAAUCAUUCUAGCACUAACAAAUGCAAAUUUAGAAGGGGAUGCUUUGUACGCUCUGAGGAGAGCAGUGAAGGAUCCAGGGCAUGUUCUCCUGAGCUGGGACCCAAACUUGGUGGAUCCAUGUACUUGGUUCCACGUUACCUGUGAUGGUGAUAAUCGGGUUACCCGACUAGACCUUGGAAACGCAAAGCUUUCAGGCAGUCUGGUUCCUGAUUUGGGGAAGCUCGUCCGUCUUCAGUAUCUGGAACUGUACAUGAAUGAACUGGUGGGUCCUAUACCAAGGGAGCUUGGAAACCUUAAGAGCCUUGUGAGCUUGGAUCUAUAUCACAACAACCUCACUGGGACCAUUCCUGCUUCACUUUCUAAGCUUUCCAAUCUUAAAUUCCUGAGACUGAACGGCAACAGACUGACUGGAAGGAUACCAAGAGAACUGACCAAAUUGGAGAGUCUAAAGAUCAUUGACGUGUCGAACAAUGAUUUAUGUGGCACCAUACCUGCCUCAGGUUCUUUCUCCAAGUUCACGGAGGAAAGUUUUGUGAAUAACUCAAGACUGGAAGGACCGGAACUGCUGGGAUUUGUGAGAUACGGUGCUGCCGGAAGCUGUAAAUAACAGGCCACUAAGAGGCAGUUACCUAAUUCCAUAUAUUAAUUAACUCAUUAUAUGGCAACGGUUGUGUGCUUGUUUACUCGUAUAAUUAAUUAUUAGAUGCAUCUAGUUAAAGUCA